AUGUCGGGGUUGAUCAAGAAGCUGCGAAGCGCCAGCGGUGGCGCUUCGACGGCACCGAAAGACACCGGUCUCAAAUCUAAAAAGGAUGAGCCACCCGUGGAGAAGACGCCUCUAGAGAAGAUGCUACAGAAUGCAGGGCCGUUGCGGGAAGAUGGCAGCGACAAGUUCUUUGGUUACUGUAACUCGAUAGUACAAGCACUUUACUACUGCGAAACAUUCCGGCAAAAUGUCGUCGACUACCCUCUACAAUCACCUUCAGAUACGCCGGAUGGGCGGCCGAAAAAGGUCAACGUCACCAUAAGACCACCUCCGAACCCCAAUACCGCCGGUGCGAACAAGCAGAAACCCCUGACGGCCGCCCAGGCCAUGCGGGUGAGGCAGCAGAUCAAUGCCGGCCAGUUACCCCCCGGACAGCAGAAGCCAGAAGACAGACCAGACUCUCCAGAAUAUAAGAAGAAGCAGGCCAUGAUCAAGGGGCCAGUGCUGGAGCUGGGCCAAGGGAACAGUGGCGCCUACGGUAUGGAGGAAAGCACCUUCACGGGCCUCAAGGACAUAUUCAACGCAUUGAUCGAGAGCGAGACCCGGACAGGCGUGCUGAGCCCCCAGCGAUUUCUCGAGAUCUUCAAGCGGGACAACGAGGCCUUCCGCAACCAGAACCACCAAGAUGCGCAUGAGUUCUAUGGCCUGGUCUUGAACGACGUGAUAUCCAACGUGGAAGCGAACGCGAGACGAAUGCUGGAAUCAGAUAUGCUGAAUGCAAAUGGGCAGGCGCACUCCCUCGACGGCGCGACCGCGGCGCUGAUGAAGGCGCAACAAGUUGCAGGGGCCAUGUCACCAGGGACUGGCUGGGUACACGACAUAUUUGAGGGUGUCUUGACAUCGGAAACAAAAUGUCUGGCGUGUGAGACCACAUCGCAGAGGGACGAGACAUUUCUGGACCUCUCUAUUGACUUGGAAGAGCACUCGUCCGUGACGUCGUGUCUGAGAAAAUUCUCGGACGAAGAGAUGUUGUGCGAAAGGAACAAGUUCCACUGUGACCAGUGCGGUGGCCUGCAGGAGGCCGAGAAGAGGAUGAAGAUCAAGAAGUUGCCCAAAGUCAUGGCCCUGCACCUAAAGCGUUUUAAGUACACCGAAGACUUCACCCGGCUGCAAAAGCUCUUUCAUCGCGUCGUCUACCCAUAUCACCUCCGCAUGUUCAACACAACGGACGAUGCGGCCGACCCUGAUCGGCUUUACGAAUUGUACGCAGUGGUCGUUCAUAUUGGCGGCAACGCAUACCAUGGUCACUACAUUGCGGUCAUCAAGACGCCGGACAGGGGCUGGUUAUUGUUCGACGAUGAAAUGGUGGAACCGGUCGACAAGCAUUUUGUGCGGAACUUCUUUGGGGACAAACCUGGCAUGGCCUGUGCGUAUGUUCUUUUUUACCAGGAAACAACGCACGAAAAGGUCAUGGCAGAGCAAGAAGAGGAGGGUCUUGAGGAGGUCAGGAUAGAGCGCGAGAAGGCCGAUCUGGCCCUGGACCGCCUCAAGGCCAACGGCAACGGCGAGGCCAAAUCGCCCUUGACCAGACAUGUCACAACACCUACCUCCCCGACGGACGAAAAGGACAACUUUGCCGUCCUCGAUCAUGCAGAGACGGCGCCCGGGUUUCUUGAUGGGCCGCAAAUACCAUCGAUCCCGGAAGAGGCCCCUCCGCCCAUCAAGACGUAUCCACUGAACCCGGCACCGCCACCACCCCCAGCUUCGCCCAAGGCGAGCAAGGAAGACAAGAAACUAGAGAAGAAGGAACAGAAAGCUGCGGAGAAGGCGCGCAAGCACGCGGAGAAGGAACAGCUGAAAGAGGAAGAGAAGCGCCGUAAGGAGAACGCUAAACAAAUCCAACAGAUGCGCAAGAAGAACGAGGAGGAGCUACAGCGGGUGCUGGCCGAGAGCAAGGCCAUGUCGGCUGCGGAAGAGAAGCAGCGCAAGAAGAGCAUGGCCGCAGAAGCGAUCCCUCCCAGUCCCUCGACUCCCAGCCACGCAGGUCAUCUGCUGGACCGGGCGAACAGAGGUAGCAAGUCGCUGAGCCGCAAGUCGCUUAACAUGAGCUGGCUGGGAGGCGGCUCCAAAGAGAAGCACAAGGAGAAAGAAAAGGAUAGGGAGGAUAUGACAGCGAUCCUGGAAAACGGUAAGGAACCAGACCCCGAGAGCGAGCCUUCCGAGUCGGCGGUGGUUUUCAACACCGUCGACUACAACGGGAGCGAGGGGGCGCGUUCCUCUUCUAACGCGGAUAGGCCGUCGGAUAAGCCUGACUCUGCGAAACAACCACUGAGGGAGCGUUUCAGCUUCAGCAUCGGGAAGAAGAAGAGCACCGUGUUUUCCUAG
This is a messenger RNA of Cryphonectria parasitica EP155, 2364 nucleotides long. RefSeq names its product cysteine proteinase. The coding region runs from base 1 to 2364 and encodes 787 amino acids. Gene Ontology annotation, molecular function: cysteine-type deubiquitinase activity; cysteine-type endopeptidase activity. The record is from RefSeq and is a predicted model, not a curated record. The transcript has 4 exons. NCBI's taxonomy places the organism in Eukaryota, Fungi, Ascomycota, Sordariomycetes, Diaporthales, Cryphonectriaceae. Gene Ontology annotation, biological process: protein deubiquitination. Gene Ontology annotation, cellular component: nucleus; cytosol.